Molecule: messenger RNA, 390 nt
Organism: Monascus purpureus
Lineage: Eukaryota; Fungi; Ascomycota; Eurotiomycetes; Eurotiales; Aspergillaceae
Source: the annotation of a GenBank genome assembly
AUGUCUGCUAUCCCUCCUGCUGGCACCCCUGUAGGGCUCGAGAUCCCCGCCAAGGACGUGGCUCGCGGAUCUGCAUUCUACAAGGAGGUCUUCAACUGGACUUUUGCUCCCUCCACUCUGGGUUUUCCCGCGCACAAGCUUCAAACCUUCGAAGUCCCCGGCGGCGUUUUCCCCAUCGGAGGCGCCAUGCGUCUGGCGGAAGAAAUCCCGGCCGGUACGGGCGCCACCAAGCUCUACCUCUACGUGAACGACAUCGGUGCUGCGAUGGAGGCCAUUGAAAAGCACGGCGGCAAGAAGGCGAGCGAUGUUAUCCCCGAAGGCAACAAGGGGCUGUUCCAGUAUUUCGAGGACAGCGAGGGCAACAACUAUGCAAUCUACACUUACAAGUGA